GUACACGAUUCACAAGUCGCAUGCUUCCACAGUAGAGCAUAACAGUUCGUAUUUGAGCCUCGAUAGCGCCACAUCGAUCGACACACAGCAAAAUGAAAGGAAUAACAGUGGCCGUUGCACUGCUGAUGUUCGGUUGUCUGGUUGCGAGCCAGAGUCACAACUACUUCUGGGGUGUCCGUGAUCCACGCGAUGUCCUGCUUAACCGUACCAUUGCCGUUCGGUCCGGUACGAUCCUGCAGGUUAAGUCCAUCGAUCUCGUGUACCCGCUGAAGGGUCAGCAAGAGCGCAACAUCUCCGCCAUUACCGUGCUCGAUCAGUACAUCAACGGUAAUGGAGGCUAUGCAAGCCUUUAUGCCGGUGGCGUUGGUUACAACUACACGACGGUACACCUGAAAUCGCAGCGCGGUCAUGGAUACAACUUUAUCGUAGAAAUUUACGGGCGAUGAGCUGAUUGACGAUGGAAACGUACGACUAAAUUCUUGGCUAUCGUACUGAUACGCAACAGCAGCUCAGGGGUUAUUGUGUAACGAGAUAGAUAGAAAGACGGUCGAUAAGUGCAAUGAGUGUCUCUUGAAAGUGUGCACCUUGUAUGUCACGGUUCUUUCUAGUUUCUUAUCAUUCCCCGUAAGAGCGAUAUCAAAGUGUCUUCCCCUAUCGAAUAAUCGUGGCGCCAACGUCGGCUAAAUAAAAAAAAGAAAUUUAACAAA
Messenger RNA from Anopheles darlingi, 707 nucleotides. Its product is annotated as probable salivary secreted peptide. NCBI's taxonomy places the organism in Eukaryota, Metazoa, Arthropoda, Insecta, Diptera, Culicidae. The record is from RefSeq and is a predicted model, not a curated record. The transcript has 2 exons. Bases 93 to 446 code for a protein of 117 amino acids.